This is a messenger RNA of Haemonchus placei, 954 nucleotides long. Lineage: Eukaryota; Metazoa; Nematoda; Chromadorea; Rhabditida; Trichostrongylidae. The record is from the annotation of a GenBank genome assembly.
AUGAACUUUGUGAUAUGGUUUGUUCCAGCAGUAGGUAGAGCAACAGUGGUUACAAGGUCUGUGACAAUACCGCCACCGAUCCCUGUAUACAUCGCUAGUGUCACCAACGAAUCCGCAUCAGUGAAACCAUCUGAAACUGCUACCAUAAUGUUCCUUGCAUGUCCAGUUCCCAAUACUCAAACAGUGGUGGCAAGCACUGCAAACUCCAGGCAACCAUCCUUGGCCUACAGGCCUAAUUUAUCAAAAAGCUCCACUAGUUUGAAGCAAGAGGAAGGAGUUAAUACGAUAAAUGCAAGCUACGGAAGAAGCUCGCAGUUGCCGUUCGUCCUCAGAACUGAUAUCACAAAGAAGCCCACGGCAUUGGAAUCAGCCAAUAACUCCAGUACAAGAGGAUACCGUACAACCACUACUACUUCACUUCGCGCCCUCUCCACGAAGGACCCAUUACGACUGGCAGGAUCUGAACAUUCAACAACAACAGUCGAGGAUGCAGCGAUAACUAUGAGCUCCGAAACUAUCUCGCAAUGGUCGUUUACCCAUGAUGCUACUAUCACCAACAGAUCUACUGCUUUAAAAUACCCCAGAAGACCUCAUACAAGCACAGAUGCAGACAAUUAUUAUGCAGGCACUGUAGGUACGUCACAAUUCGUGACUCCUGUUACCAACGCCACUAAUAUCACAUCAGAUACUAUGGACACUGAAGAAGCCGUAACAACUACUGAUGCAGCAACAGUGAUAACAAGAUCCAAAGCAAUGCCGCAGUCGUCCACGAUCUUCAGCGAUAGAAUAGGCAGAAAGUCUACAACGCUGGCUAAAAAGACGUCUACAAGCACCGAUGUUGGAGCACUAACUUCAAGCACAGAAAGUGUUUCACGCUUGCGCAGCUACGGUGAUGUAUAUGAGAAACAGUAUGCGAAGUCCACAAAAGGAAAGGGCGCUGUUACAAGUGAGUGA